Molecule: messenger RNA, 1878 nt
Organism: Grosmannia clavigera kw1407
Lineage: Eukaryota; Fungi; Ascomycota; Sordariomycetes; Ophiostomatales; Ophiostomataceae
Product: major facilitator superfamily transporter multidrug resistance
Exons: 4
Coding region: 1-1878 (625 amino acids)
Biological process (GO): transmembrane transport
Cellular component (GO): membrane
Molecular function (GO): transmembrane transporter activity
Source: RefSeq, a predicted model, not a curated record
AUGGAUGAAAAAGGUGCUUACCAAUCCAACGGCCCGGCAUCUCGGCCACGGACCUCAUCUUCUUCGGCCACAGAGCUUGGAGGGACUCAGGCCAAGACGCAAGAGAAGGAGGAACAGCCCAAGACAGAGCCUGAGCCAAGACUCAGCGGCUCGUCUGCCAAGCAUGAGGGUCAGACCGAGUCUGACAACGAGGAUGACGAUGAUAUCGAAGCACACGAUCGCGACUACAGUCGCCGCCUCGCUCGGGUCAAGAGUCAAGACCAUGGAACUCCGGAUAUCGACCAUGACGCGGGUGAAGCGAUUGCUCUCGGACACGACCUCGACAUGGAGCUUGCCAUGGCCCCGGAUAUCGAGAGCAUUAGGAGAAUUGAGACCAGAGGCAGCGCCAAGAGUAAGCUUUCCCGCCUCUUUACCUCGACCAGCAAGACCAGCAAGAAGCACGGCAUCCGCGCUGAGCUGCUUCCCCUUAUGGACCUUGACCGCGGCAUCGUCGGCUGGGAAAGCCAGGACGACCCUGAGAUGCCACUGAACUUCCCUCCCGCCAAGAAAUGGCUGCUAGCCGGCCUUCUCUCGGCCAUCACCUUUAUCACGCCCUUUGCCUCCUCCAUUCUCUCACCCGGCAUUAGCCACGUGGACUUGGAGUUCCACAACAGCAACGUAUUGAUCGCCUCCUUGAUGGUUAGCAUCUACCUGCUCGGCUACUGUCUGGGACCGCUGCUGCUGGCCCCACUGUCCGAGAUCUACGGAAGGAAGAUUGUCCUGACCAGCGCCAAUGUCUUCUUCUGCUGCUGGCAAAUUGGCUGUGCGCGUGCGCCUAAUAUCGCCUCUUUGAUUGUCUUUCGCCUGCUGGCUGGUGUUGGGGGCGCGGGUUGUAUUACUCUCGGUGGCGGCCUGAUUAGCGACAUUUUCCGCGUUGAAGACCGCGGCGUGGCUAUGGGUAUUUGGGCUCUUGGCCCCCUGUUUGGCCCAACUAUUGGUCCGUUAGUAGGCGGGUUUAUGGCAGAGACGAUAGGAUGGAGAUGGGACUUCUGGGUUGUCCUCAUUGCAGGGGCUAUACUUACAAUCACGAUCGAAAUCCUCAACAAGGAAACCAGCCACCCCAUCCUCAUCCAGCGCAAAGUACGACGUCUUAAGACAGAGCUUGGCAGAGACGACCUGCGCAGCUGCUACGAAACUGGAGAGAAAUCAACGGCUGGCCAGGUUCUAAAGAGCGGCCUUGUGCGGCCCAUCAAGAUGCUCUUCUUAUCUCCCAUGGUGUUUUCCCUGUCCCUCUACAUCGCCUUCGUCUAUGGCGUAUUGUACCUGUUGUUCACCACCAUCCCUACUGUGUUUCAGGAGACCUACGGCUUCAACGUCGGGCUCACGGGCCUCGUGUACCUGUCGCUAGGAGUUGGCAAUCUCGUAGGCUGGUUGGGCAUCACCAUGUACUCGGACAAGACCGUCAUUCGCCUGGCCAAGGCAAACAACGGCGUAUUCGUGCCCGAGAUGCGACUGGCGACAACCAUCUUCUUCGGCUUCUUUCUGCCUAUCACUUUCUUCUGGUAUGGGUGGUGCGCAGAGAAGAAAGUCCACUGGAUAGCGACUAUCCUGAGUUUGAUUCCCUUUGGCUUCGGCAUCAUCGGGCUCUUUCUGCCCAUCACUACCUACCUCGUCGAUGCGUACCCCAUGUACGCGGCAUCUGCCAUCGCUGCCAACACGGUAUUGCGCAGUCUUGUCGGUGCCUUGCUCCCUCUUGCUGGCCCUCGGAUGUACUCGAGUCUCGGGCUGGGCUGGGGCAACUCUUUGCUGGGAUUUCUCUCAAUCGCCAUGAUUCCCGUCCCGAUGUUGAUCUACAAGUAUGGAAAGCGGCUUCGCGAGAUGCAGACCUUUAAGCUUUAA